Messenger RNA from Peromyscus californicus insignis, 6686 nucleotides. It is a transcript of the gene Cenpm, whose product is annotated as centromere protein M. The record is from RefSeq and is a predicted model, not a curated record. NCBI's taxonomy places the organism in Eukaryota, Metazoa, Chordata, Mammalia, Rodentia, Cricetidae. The transcript is spliced from 6 exons. Bases 89 to 631 code for a protein of 180 amino acids.
UGUAAGCCCCGCCCCGCCCCCUGGAGGCGGGACUCGGGGCGGUUUGAAAGAUCCGCGCGCUGAGCGGGGUGGCCCGGCUGCCGCUGAGAUGUCGGUGCUGAGGCCGAUGGACAAGCUCCCCGACCUGAACGGGGCCACCGUCUUGCUGGUGGGCCGGGAGGAUGCGCUUCUGCAGCGGCUGGCGGAGUCGAUGCUCAAAGACCACUGUGCAUCCGAGCUGAGGGUCCACUUGGCCAACUCCCUCCCUCUGCCCUCCAAUGUGAACCGGCCCCGAAUUGACCUGAUUGUGUUUGUGAUUAACCUGCAUAGCAAACACAGUCUCCGGAAUGUGGAAGAGUGUCUGAACCAUGUGGACAGCAGCUUCUUCCUGGGGAAAGUAUGCUUCCUGGUCACAGGGGCUGGACAGGAGAGCCACUGUACCAUUCACCGGAACACAGUUAUAAAACUGGCCCACACCUACCGAAGCCCCUUGCUCUUCUGUGACUUAGAGGUGGAAAGCUUUCGAGCCCCCGUGGCUCAGCGCCUGGUCCGCAUGCUGCAGAUCUGCGCUGGCCACGUGCCAGGGAUCUCAGCGCUGAAUCUGCUGUCCUUGUUGAGGAGCUCCACCAGCCCCGCGCCCAAGGAGCUGUGAGCGCGCCCAAGGAGCUGUGAGCGCGCCCAAGGAGCUGUGAGCGCCGCUGCCCUCCCCGCAUUUGGCUCCAGCUCCAGAAGCAGUCACUGUGGGUGAAGACCAGUCAGGGCCUGACAGGCCCUGGAGGGAGGCAGCCUGCUGACUGCAGGGCUGAGCUCUGCUCCACCGAGGAGUGCUGGGCAGGAGUGGGGAGGGCAGCCCAGCGGUUGAACCCCCAUGCUUCCCGGCUCACCACAGAGGCCCCACCCCACAGAGGUCCGUAUCUUCACCUGUCUGGCGGGGUACAUCCACCUAAGGUUUCUUUGGAACAAAGAGCCAUGGCUAAAAAAAACCCUAAAAGUCUAUCUCACCCACCAUUUGACUUUGUAAAUGAGGAAACUGACUCAGUACAAUUAAGGGGGCAGAGCGUGGCUUCCAGGAGCCCAGGGAAAUGUCACGUGCUGGCCCAGCCUGGCUGUUGCUCCUGGGAAGCCGUCUUUCUGGUGUAAAUGGAGAUGGUUCUCAAGUCACGUUGACAGGAUUGAAUGAACCGGCAGGUGACAUGCUGUCAUGCCCUGCACAGCAGCAACAAGGCACUCCACAAACAGUAACAACCAGGUCAAACCAGACCGAGCUGAUUCUUAACAUCUCACCUCAGGAAUGGCACCAGCAAGGUCAGAGUGUGAGAAGUGAGCAGCCGGCUGGGGGCCGUUGCACACUUCCCCUCAGAUCCAAAGAGAAGUUUGUAGACGGGCCAGGCUGGACUGGGGAAGUUCUGUUAGCCCAGUCAAGGUUCCCAGUGCUGCAGGAGGUGGGCUUAGCACAUGGGGGCCUGGGGGAUGGGGGUCUGUUGAGAGUACAGAAGGCUUCCAUCAGUGGUUGGCAGGGACAGCCAACUUGGAUGUCCCAGGGGCUGUAGCUGCCUUCCAGAACAGCCCAGUGCCCUGCCCCUAGUAUGAAGAGUUAGACGUACCUCUCUGGAUUUUUGUUGUUGCAGGGUUUUUUUUUGUGUUUGGGGGGUUUUUGUUUGUUUUUGAAACAGGAUUUCUGUGUGUAUGGUGAACUCACUCUGUAGACCAGGCUGGCCCUGAACUCAGAGAUCCACCUGCCUCUGCCUCCCGAGGGCUGGGGUUGAAGCCGGUACCACAGCCGACUAGACUACCUUCCUGGCUUUCUGGCAGCCCCUUGGGUCCCAGGAGGGACCUUAGCUUUGAGGUCCCCGUGAGGCCACACAUGUCACCUGACACAUGCAGAGAGAGCACUUCACGCUUCACAGAGUUCUGCUCACGCAGCAGCAGCAGCAGCAGCAGCUCCUGCCGACCUCCCAGCAUGCCUGCAGGGUUGCUGAUUCCCUGUUUCAGAGUCCCUGAGACAGACUUCACUGAAGGUGUGUCCAGAGUCAUAGCCAGUGGGUGGAAGGCCUGUGUUGUCCCCCAGUUCUGUGUGGCUCCACAAAGGGGUGUCAUCCCCCCUGGGAGGGCCUGAGAGGGGAACACAGGUUUUGUGUCUGAGAAAGCAGCAGUCUUGGGGCAAUGUCUCCAGACCCCUCAGUACCCUGGGCUCUAAAGUGUUUCGGGAGGGCUGAUGGAGCGGUACCUAAGCUAGAGAGGAAGGCAGCAUGGCCACACCUCUCCUGUUUCUGUCACCUUUUGCUGAAAAUAGGAAGCUUCACCCCUUCCUUUCCCCUCGCCUAGCUAGCGUGAUGUGCACAUCUCUCCCUCAGGUCCCUGUACCACGUUUUCUUUGCCACCUGGUGCCAUUUAACAAGAGAAGUGGCAUCACAUUCUCCAGCGAGGGCCUGGGAGCCUUCCAAGAGCUGGGGGAGCUUGAGGCUGUCACUACUGCCAGCUCCCUGCCAAGCUUGGCAGGGACCCUGGAACUAGAGGCGCCUCUCUGGGUUUGGGCUGGCCUGCCCCUGAGGGCUGAGCGACACUUAAAUGCCAGUCAGGUGCCCUCAGACCUUAGCAAAGACAGCAGGGAGCGGUUGUUCCUGGCAGGAUGUCUGGCUGAGGACAUGAGGACUGGGCUUGAUGCUGAGGUGGCGUAGUUGGGUGAUUCAAAGACUCGGGAUGUUAUCAGAUAGAUGCCUGCGGCCUGAAUUAGGGCUAAGAUCCUGUGAGAGUGCUUGCUUUACAUCACAGGUUCAUUUGUCCCCUAGGCUACCUGCUAUGGGCAGUUCUUAUACCCCUCCUGGAAGCUCAGGUCUCUUCAGGAGGAUGCUGUCCCAAGUGUUGUGGGCAGUAAUCCGGGGGUCCUUCUUGUCCCUGCCUAAGGGGUGGUGGUGGGCCAUUCCUCUAGAGGAAAGGAAGCUGCAGAAUCACCAAGGAUCCUCUCCCCAGCUGGGUGUGGCUCAUGUCUGUAGCCAGCAGAGAUGGGAAGAACAGUGAUUUUUCAGGCCAGCCUGGGCUACAGUGUAAGACCAGUUCAUGCAAGUAGGGAAGCGGCUGAGGUGGUCUGUGGGGUAAAAGCAUUUGCUGUGUGAGCUUGACUGCCCUGUGAAGAUGGGAGAGUACACGCUGAAACUUGUCCCCUGGCCUCACACACAGCCUGCAAUAUUAAUACCUUCUACAAGGAGCUGGGGUGCAGUUCGGUUGGUAGAGCCCUUGCCUAGCAUGCGUGAAACCCUAGUUCAAUCCAUGGCAACACGUGCAGGCAUAAUGGCUCAAAUCAGUAAUCCCAGCACUCAGGGGUGGAAGUUCAAGGUCAUCUUCAGCUACACGGUGCAUUUAAAGCCCGUCUGGGCUACAUGAGACCAUCUGAACAAACCAGGGCCAACAAGGCAGGAUGGCUCAGCUGUUAAGAGUGUUUGCUGCCAACCCUGAUGACCUGAAUUUCAUCUCAGAACUCACUCCUGCAGGUUGUCCUUUGACCUCCAUGUGUGAACGUGCCUCCCCAAUGUCAUUUAUAAGAAUAAAAUCAAGCCGGCGGUGGUGGCGCACACCUUUAAUCCCAGCACUCGGGAGGCAGAGCCAGGCGGAUCUCUUGUGAGUUCGAGGCCAGCCUGCUCUGCAGAGUGAGUUCCAGGAAAGGCACCAAAACUACACAGAGAAACCCUGUCUCAGAUAGAUAGAUAGAUAGAUAGAUAGAUAGAUAGAUAGAUAGAUAGAUAGAUAGAUAGAAGCUUAUCACCCCCUAGAACAGAGGCCUGGGCUGCUUGGCCACAGAGGAAAGGACCAUGCCCGUGAGUCUCACCACCAGGCCCUGUGAUGUGGGUUAGCCCGCUUUCCUGCUUUGAUCCCCACUGCUCUGCCUCUUGGGGUUCUCAUGGCUGAAAACAAAAGCCUGAUCCUUCACCGCCCUGUUUCCUCCAUGCGGUAUGUGUGUGCAGGUGCACCCGCACAGGCUACGCUUAUGAGUGUGGAGGUCUGCAUCCAGUGUCUUCCUCUCCUGUUCUCCGUGUUAUUUUUGAGUCAGCGUCUCUCACGGAACCCCAAGUAAAUCUUAAAGACAGAAGAAGCACACCCCUCAUUCCCUGAUACUCUCCUUGGGUUUUUCUCCUAGCCCCCCUCAGCCUUUGCCUACUAGAUGGCUUCCUCGAUGGAGUUCAGCUCAGGCUGCCGGCUGCCGCUCUGCUCCGGGACUAGGGGGAGCCUGGUGCGGAGUCAGCACUCGCUGGUUGCUGAAAUAGCCCUGUGUGGGGUCCGCAGGAGGCCCAGAGCCCAGCCAUAGUUUGUUCUGUUACGGUGCCCUGAAUGAAGCUGGAACGUUCCCGUUCCUCUCACAGUCUCACCGUCCCGUGCACAGAAGCUGAAGUUCUGUGGUCUCUUGUCCUGACUCCAAGGCCACACUUAAAGAGUGACAGAGCAGGAACCCUGUCGUGACAGUGCACAGGGGGGAUGUACGGAGAGGGGGUAGCCUGGGCUAGGCAGAGGGAGUGGAGUACUGCUUCAUGGAAGGGCGUGGCCUGCCGUUGACUGGGAGGAGAGAGGACAGGGCCCACCGUCACCACCGUUCUGCCUGGGGCUCCUGCUGCUCAGGCCUGCGGGCGGACACUGCUGAUUCCCCACCAUACCCACCCCUCUUCAGUAAAGAGAAAGCCUGACAGUGUCCUUCCCUCUGUCCCCACUGAAGGGGACUUUCCAACAGUGUCCUUGUUUCUCAGAACGAGAUACAAGGGGGAGGGGGGGAAAGGCACCUCUGCUUUGAGAACUGGGCACUGAAAAAAAUGGGGUGGAGCUAAGAGGGUGGACAUGAAGUUCCCGAACCAAUUCAGGGUGACUGGGAAGGCCCCAGGGCACUCCAUGCUAUGACUCAUGUUUCUCAAAACAAAAAGCCUUUGCAUGUGUGGACCUGAGGCUGUGUGUGAGCAGUCUCCAGGGCAAGGGGACGGAGACUGCCCGGCCACCACUUCCAACUCAGAAACUACGGUCUUGAAGGACUUUUAAUGAGAUAGUGUGGGUCCCCUGGCCUGAUUAUAACUAAACUAACAUUGCUGUCUGAGAACAUCCAGGUCUCAGAGCAAUUUCACAUCUAGAUAUGGGGGGCUGGGCCUCUGUCCCCAGGGGCUGCCUCCCGCACCCCCGUCACACCGGGCUUGUCCCAUAGAUGGCAGAGUGGCCUUACUUCCCUGAAGGUCUCUGAAGCAUGAAGAACAUGGGCCACGCUUCACAGUUAGGUGGGUGCAGACCCCAUCCAGGCCUUCAUUCCUGCCGCCUCAUGCUCUGAAAGCCCUCUGCCCCUGAAAACCUGUUUCUUCAUCUGAUGUUCUUUGGGGAAAUUUUUCAGAGCAAGAAUUCCCCACCCCAACCCCCAAAUGAAUCACCUUUUUUUCUUUAUUUUUUUUUUUUUUUAAAUAGGAGCAGCUGGGCAUGGUGUUAGGGACUUUAAUCCCAGCACUCAGGAGGCAGAGAAGCAGGCAGAUCUCUGAGUUAGAGGCGUCUGACCUGGGCCUAUUGGUAUGCCCACAACCCUAGCACGUGAUGGAAAGAUCAGGAGUUCAAGGUCAUCCUCAACUAUGUAGUGAGAUUGAAGCCAGCAUUUAGCCAAUGAAAUAGUUGAGAUCAGGGCUGGAGAGAUGGCUCAGCGGUUAAGAGCACUGGCUGCUCUUCCAGAGGACCUGAGUUCAAUUCUCAGCAACCACAUGGUGGCUCACAACCAUCUGUAAUGAGAUCUGGUGUCCUCUGCAGGGAUGCGUGCAGGCAGAACACUGUAUACAUAAUAAAUAAAUAAAUCUUAAAAAGAAAGAAAGAAAUAGUUGAAAUCAGUAAGACAAAAAUUUGAUUAGAAGGCGUUUUCAGCGACAAAGCCCCUCAUUUUAUAGUCAAGAAUAUAUAGAUGUACAGGCUGACAAGAGAAGCUUGCUUCCUGAGCCUAGCACCUGAAUGUGUCUCCCAGAACUCCUGAGAGUUGUCCUCUGACAUCAUGUGCACUGUGGCACAUUUGCCUCCACUCACACAUGGUGGUGGUUUGAAAGAAAAUGGCCUCCAGAGGGAGUGACACUAUUAGGAGGUGUGGCCUUGUCGGAAGAAGUGUGUUCCUGUGUGGGUGGGCUUUGAGGUCUCAUAUAUGCUCAAGCCAUGCCCAGUGUCUCAAACUGUGUCCUGUAGCCUGUGGGAUCAACAUGUAGCGCCUUUUCCACUCUCAGCUCCUUCUCCAGCAUCAUGUCUGCCUGUAUGCUGCCAUGUCCCACCAUGACGAUAAUGGACUGAACCUCUGAAACUAUGCCACCCUGUGGUGAUAUAUUGUGUACCCUAAUAAACUUGCCUGAGGAUCAGAGGACAGAACCAGCCACUAGAUUAGACAUAGAGGCCAGGCAGUGAUGGUACACCCUUAAUCCCAGCACUUGAGAUCUCGUGCCUUUGUUUCGGAAGCACACACAUCUUCCCAGGAAGUAAUAGGGCAGGGCAGAGAAAGGUAUAUAAGGCGUGAGGAAGCAAGAACUCACUCUCCUUAGGCUGAGGAUUUCGUAGAGGUAAGAACUAGUGGCUGGCUGUUCUGCUUCUCUGAUCUUUCAGCUUUCACCCUUUUAUGGCCUCUGAGGGUUCUUGCACACACAUGGUGCACAGACAUACACUUAAAACACACACACAUAAAAUAAGCAUUAAAAAGUAAUAAACUAGCCAGGUGUGGUGGCGCA